Platichthys flesus (European flounder) is the source of this 1681-nucleotide messenger RNA. RefSeq names its product endothelin converting enzyme 2a (gene ece2a). Gene Ontology annotation, molecular function: S-adenosylmethionine-dependent methyltransferase activity. NCBI's taxonomy places the organism in Eukaryota, Metazoa, Chordata, Actinopteri, Pleuronectiformes, Pleuronectidae. The coding region runs from base 244 to 978 and encodes 244 amino acids. The record is from RefSeq and is a predicted model, not a curated record. The transcript is spliced from 4 exons.
CCCGAAGAGGAAGCAGAAAGACAACAUGGAGGAAACCUGUUUCUCUUCACACUCUUUUAUUUAAUGACUCAAAGACCAAACUCACUUAAUUCCACCUUCACUUUAUUCAUCAGCUGGAGAUGCCGACAUCCUGUCAGAUGAACUAGUUUUCGCUAAAAAACUACAACACGUGAUCGCUCCCACGCUGCGAGGUGGCUUGCUCAACUCAUUGCAGAGACACUGGUGUAACGUGGAAUCCUGAACAUGGACUUCAUGCCCGAUGACAACUCCCAGUACAAACAUGUUGACUACUGGGAUGAAAGAUACAAGAAGGAGCUAUGUUACGACUGGUUGGGCGACUUCUCCAAAUUCCAGCACCUUCUGGAUACGCACGUCAAGAAGGAAGACUCCAUUCUUAUACUGGGUUGCGGAAACAGCAGCAUGAGUGGGGACAUGUACAUUGCCGGCUACCGCUCCAUCACCAACAUAGAUUACUCCUCAGUGUGCAUCAGCACAAUGGGCGCCAGGUACAGCGACUGCCCCGGUAUGACCUGGCGUCAGAUGGACGUGCGCCAGCUCCGCUUCCCCGGCACCUCCUUCGAUGUCAUCCUCGAGAAGGCCACGCUGGACGCCAUCAUGGUGGAUGAGAAGUCACCUUGGGAGGUGUCCCCUGAGACCGCCUGUUUUGUUCACCAAGCACUCUCAGAGAUCAGCCGCUGCUUGAAGCCUGGAGGACGCUUUGUCUCCGUCACCUUUGCGCAGCCCUUGUUCAGGAAGCGCCUCUACGCUCGCGCUGAGUACAACUGGUCAAUCAAGCAGUACAGUUAUGGAGAAGGCUUUGAAUAUUUUGUGUAUGUGAUGACCAAAGGAGAACAGCUCAGUCCGCAAGAUGCAGACCUGGAGAAGAAGCUAAUUGAGGAGAUGAAAUCGGAACCUGGCAGGACUCCCGCUACACAACCAGAGGACAAGGAGGACUUCCUGUCGAAUAUUGACUUGUAAAAUGACCGGAGUAUCUUAAGGAAUCUAAGACAUCAGAAACUUCACACCUUCACACUUAAAAAAUGUCUCGGUGGGAAGUCAUUUUCAAGCAAACUAGGAAUAUAACAUUUUUGUAUAUUCAGUUUAGAAAUUCUUAACCUAAUUUUUUUUAAUAUUUUUUAAUCAUUUCUAUUUCACCACAUAGAUGCUCUUAUCCAACAGGGUGUUUAACACAGGGCAGUGACUGAUGAAAACAAAAUGUAUGGUAUUUUUAAUUUAUACACAAUUUACAUUCUUAAUACAAAGACAGAGGAGUUCUAACGAAAGAAUUGUGCCAAAUAAGCCAAAUCAAGACUGAACCUUUAACUACAGCUAACUUUGAAAACUACCUCAUUACAGCUGCAGCCCCAUCCAGUAAAUAUACUGGAGUUUUAGAGUGACCAUACAAAACCAGUUACACGUUUUUAUGUUAGGAUCUAAAACAACAGGUCAACAUAAUGUCAGAAAUGCACAUGAGCCAAUGGACGUCAUGCGACAGGAUACAAUUACAUUGAAAAAAUACUACUAAUAAUGUACAGUGCAGUUGACAUGUGAAUGCAUGCAUGUGUAUAAAAAAUCUAAAUUACACAAAUAACUGUUUCGAGUGAGGAGGCGAAUAAAACGUUUUCUUCCUGUGGCGAGGCAAAUUGUGUUUUUUGCGUUGAAUUAAACUUUGGUGAACUUC